Larimichthys crocea (large yellow croaker) is the source of this 5685-nucleotide messenger RNA. It is a transcript of the gene garem1, whose product is annotated as GRB2 associated, regulator of MAPK1. Lineage: Eukaryota; Metazoa; Chordata; Actinopteri; Sciaenidae. The record is from RefSeq and is a predicted model, not a curated record. The transcript is spliced from 6 exons. Gene Ontology annotation, molecular function: proline-rich region binding. Gene Ontology annotation, biological process: cellular response to epidermal growth factor stimulus; epidermal growth factor receptor signaling pathway. Bases 243 to 2849 code for a protein of 868 amino acids.
UCGUUAACUUUAGACCAGUUGCCUUGAUGCAGCCGUCGCUAGCUAAACAAACAUGGCUCUGCUACAUUAUGAAACAGCGGACCUCAGUGAUACGUAGGCGUGCGCGACGAUUAAUGAGAAAAGUGCCAAAUGUAAAGCUGUAGAUGGAGAGCUGAUACGGUGUCGAGUGUGUUAGCUCAGUGUAGCUCUUUGUCACCGUGUUUACACACUGCUAGCUCUUCAGCUAAUGUGAGCUAGCGAAGAUGGACCUUGGAACAAUGUUGUACAACAAUUUAAAAGAUGUUACAUGGAGCACGACGUCCUUACCCUUAGAUCAACUUGUCAGUGCUUAUAGGUUGCCUCAAAUUGCCAAGCUGGACAACGGUCAGUUGGUUGAAGGGCUCAGAGACAACGACUACCUCUUGAUUCAUUCCUGUCGUCAGUGGACGACUAUUACUGCUCACAGUUUAGAGGAGGGACACUAUGUCAUUGGGCCCAAAAUAGAGAUCCCAGUGCACUAUGAAGGUCAGUUUAAGCUACUGGAGCAGGACAGAGAUGUCAAGGAGCCUGUGCAGUACUUUAACAGCGUGGAGGAAGUGGCUAAAGCAUUCCCUGAGAGGGUAUACGUUAUGGAAGAAAUCACAUUCAAUGUUAAGAUGGCCUCAGGGGAAUGCAAUGAAGACACUGAAGUUUACAACAUUACACUAAGCACCGGUGAUGAAUUGACAUUAAUGGGUCAGGCUGAGAUCCUAUAUGCCAAGACCUCCAAAGAAAAAUCAAGAUUCAACACUAUUUUCAAGAAGAUUGGGAAGCUAAAUUCCAUCAGUAAGAUCGGUCGAGGCAAGAUGCCUUGCUUGAUCUGCAUGAACCAUCGCACCAAUGAGAGCAUUAGCCUGCCUUUCCAGUGCAAAGGUCGGUUCAGCACCUGUAGUCCACUGGAACUUCAGAUGCAGGACGGUGAACACACCAUCAGGAACAUUGUGGAAAAAACACGUCUCCCAGUCAAUGUCACAGUACCCAGUAGUCCACCCCGCAACCAGCAUGACCUCCACCUCAUCCGCGAGGGUCAUCGCUACAAAUUGGUCAACAUUCAGACAAAAACAGUGGUUGUGUGCUGCAUUCUGCGAAGCAACAAAAUUAUCCCGAUCCAUUUUCCCUUUCACAUGGCCAUGCCAAGAUUUAUUAUUCCAGAGGAACUGCUGCAAGGAGAGUUGUGGCUUGAUACAAUGGUACAUCGCUGGUUCUCCUUCUGCCAGGAGCAGUUUGACAUAGAUGACUAUUCUCGAGCCGUCCGGGAUGUGAGGACAGACUGGAACGACGAUGGUAAGAGCCCCAAGAAAAGCAGUGGGAAUGGUAGUUGCAGUGGAAGCAGCGGAGGCAGCAGCAGCACCAACGGGUGUCCCAACCACAUGCAGAUUCCCAGCUCUUUAACUUACGCCCGGGAUGAGCUCACCCAGUCUUUUCACCGACUAUCUGUGUGUGUGUAUGGCAGCAACCUGCACGGUAACAGCGAGGUGAAUUUGCAGGGCUGUAUGACACUAUGUGGAGAUUGGGCUCUUCUGCCCUCUGAUAGCAUCCCAUCAGACUCAGGAGAAAAUGAACUUUUCUUCCCCGAGCUGUUGGAGAGCACAAACCAACAACCAUCCCUCAACAAGUCGGAUGUUCCCUAUGAGGAGCUGUGGUUGGAUCACUUGAGAGGUCAGAUCCCAAAGCCUUCUCUAAAUGAGGGGAUUCGAGGGAUCAACAAUGGCUGUGGUACAACAGCAGCACUGUCAUACCCAGUUACAUGUCCUCUUGCUGCAGCAACCAGUUCAGAUACGUCUCUUAUUCCACCACCGGUCCCACCCAAGUCUGAAGCAGUGAAGGAAGAAUGCCGUCUUUUAAAUGCCCCACCAAUUCCUCCACGAAGCUUGAAACAGAUGCCAUCAGUGCCCAUCCUGUCUAAACCACGGCAGCAAGAGACUCGGUCUCCAAGUCCAACCCUCUCCUAUUAUUCUUCUGGUCUCCACAACAUUAGUGGAGCGUGUGAGCAAGAGGCAGCAGACCCACAGGAGCACAUGUGCUACCCUUGUAACUGGGGUAAGUCCAACAGCACUGAGCCAAAUACUACAUUACCCAGUGGCAGCCUGCCUUCAGAUGGGAUGUCGUCCAGGUUGUCUUGGCCAAAUAACUUCAGUGGAGGAGAAUCACAUGGCAUGGAUGAAUUUCUGCCAGUGAGCUGUCGAAGCUACUACAGUUACCCCAGAAAGAGAUCCCCGAGCACCCCAAAAACCUGUACGUCCAGCCUUGUUGACUUCGAUGGCCGAGAACAUGCACACUGCAGUAAGGACUUCGGGCUGCAGAAAGCUUCUCUGAAUCAGUUUUGCACCAAAUCUUCAAGUUACAAUUCAGAAAUGUACAGAGACAAGCCAAUAGAGGAAUCUAACGCAAAGCAGAGCCUCUCUUGCCCCAUCUUGCCACCGAGAACACCAAAAUCAAAUGCCAUAAAAAUGUGCACAGAUUUACUGUCAGGAUCAAUUUGCGGCAGCGAGCAAGAGACUUCAGAUUGCUCACUUGCUCAACAUGAGCAGGGCACAAAAGAGAUAUAUUCCAUCUCUAACUCAUUAACCCUUAACUGUCCAUCCCUGUCUCCCACUGCACAGUGGCAGCCCCCAUCUAAUCUGGCUGGUCUUUCUAUUGAAGAGGUGUCCAAAUCUCUAAGGUUUAUUGGCCUGCCAGAUGACAUCGUUUCUCUUUUUGUGUCUGAGAAGAUUGACGGGAAUUUACUCCUGCAGCUCACUGAGGAGAUUUUGUCUGAGGACUUCAAGCUAAGCAAACUGCAGGUGAAGAAACUCAUGCAGUUCAUAAAUGGGUGGAGACCCAAGAUAUAACUAAACAGUAUAUGACACUAAAUCCUGUUAUAACGCAGAGAAGAUCAUGCCUUCAGUAUAUAUGCUAUGCACACCAAGCCACAAAGAGUUUCUUUUUGUAUAAUAUGAAUUUAUUUCCUUGUUACUACAUUGUGGGGAAGAUAGUUGGAUAAGAUUUCCCAGCCUACUUAAGUCUGUGACUGCUAUUUACUAACUAAAUGGAAUCAUUCGGCACUUUCACGAAGACAUUUUCAUGUCAGCUACUUAGUACUUUUUGACCCUUUUUUUUGAAGCCUAUGAGUGUUCAUGUUGUCCUAAUAGAUAACAACAUAUUUAAUGGAAAACCUUGACCUGAUGAGGGACAGGGAAACAUAAUUAAGAGAUCUGCUUUAUGAAGACACGUAUGACUCUGUUCUUAAAACAUUGUGCUAGUUCUAGGAUUUUUAAAAGAGCACAACCGAAUGGUGGGCUAUAGUAAAUGUUGCUUAUUUGCCACAUGAAAAAGCGAAUUGAUUUUAAAGUGGAUACACAGUUGGAAAUUUUGGUAAUCCGAAACAUUUUGGUAUUUUAUAUAUUUUUAUUUUAGUAAUUACAAGCGAAUGUGUCAAGCAUACAGUUAUUAUGGAGUUAGUGACAUACGAUAUACGCACUGCUUUUCAACUCUUCGUUUUCACGAGGUAAAGGGAUGGAGAAUGUUGCGGCGAGUUCUUUUCUAUAUCUGCAAUUUAAGUCGAGGCCAGUCAACUGCUAACAGUAUAACGGUAUUAAGAUAAAAAGUUAAAAAUCCACUCCUCUGAGCUCUUCCUAAGUUUUAAGCUUAGUGAACAAAUCAAGAAACAGUCAGUCUCUGAGCCUGUGUUAUCAUACUGAUGUACAGAUGAAAGAAUUGAAAAAAUGAGACAGGAGUUGUGACAUUACUGAAUAUGAUUUGAUUUUAUAGCUCUUUAUAGAUAAUAAAAUCCUUUUUGGGGACAGACUUGUUGGAUAAAACCAGAAGGAACAGCUUUGAAUGUAAAUAGAGAAGUAGCCAUCUGUGCAUCAAUCUGAUAAUGAGGUAAGAGUGUCGGUUUACUUUAGUAAACUUCAGUUUCAGAAGAUUGAUUGUUGCUUUUAAGCCAUCUGAGCGAUGUUGGCCAUCACAAGUCAUAUCUGUAUUCUUGGUGUGAUAUUCUAUCUUGUGGAACUACGCUUUCAAGAGUGACUCCAGUCAAAUGUUUAACAUGGUCCCUGUUGUGCAACAUGUCGUAUUUGUCAACUCUACUUAUGCAAGAUUUUAUUUCUGCUUGAUGCUUUUAUCUAAAUUUGAAUUCAACUAUAUUACUACUUUAACCUUAAUGUCUGUUUAAAAAAAAAAGAAGUUAUAUGUGAAAAAGACUGACUGGGGCCUAACAAAGUGAUGUCCCUACUUCAAAACUAACAUGGAAAUAACAAACAGACAUAAUGGACCAUGACGUUCUACAUAAAAUGCAAAUUAUGCAUCAUGCACUUUGGUAGAUAUCAGCUUAAUUAACUGCAGUUAAGGUUAAUAAAUAAAAACCUAUAGAAGAAGAUUGUCUAUGUUGAGAAUGCACUACAUGCUUUUUCAAAACUAAAAUGGUACUUCUCCUUUGUUCUCAUUGUCUGUAUUGUGUGUGUCUGUAAUCCAAGAAACAAGUAAAAGAAAGUUUUUCUGCGCCUUAACCCAGUGUCCUUAAAAUAUAUAUUUCAUUUUUGACUAAAUAUUUUCAUUUAGUCUACAUUAACAUCAGGGAAAGAUGUGAUGUGUGUGUCUCCGAGACCUUGAGAGGCAUGUAGACUAAAAGUGAAAAUGAUCUGCGAAAAUGAAAUAUCGGUUUAUAUUGGUACCAAACAGUUUUUUUAUCGCCUAGAUUCAUAUUUAUUUAUGCAGCUAUUUAACUCAUUUAACAUAAUUUGAAAAAAUUUAGAAAAGUUAUUGUCAGACUGUUCGUGUGGCUGAUAUAUGAAGGUGCCUCAGUAACAACAGCCUUUCUACAACGCAGGUCUGAUCUGUUGACAAACAGCAGUUUUCCCCUGACACUUUUUGCAGUGGGGUGUUACAUAUUUUACUUGAUUUUUUUUAUUGUAAGUGCAAAUUUCAUGUAAUUUUUUUUAUAGAAAGUGAUUACUAAUGUUGAAAUUUUUUUUGAGAAGAAAAAAGCUUAUGUUCAAAUGUUCUGUUAAAAAAAAAAAAUCUGUAUAACUUGGGUUCUACUUGGGUUCAUAAACCUCAUCAUUAAAUAAAUACUUAGUCAUGGGGAAAAAAACCCAACAACAAUCCUGCAGCCUCAGUCACACUACAUGGUCAGUGACCAAAAAAUAGCAUUAAUAAUUUUCCAGAUUUCCUUGUAACUUUGUUACAGUAUCCACAUUUUCUAUGAAGAAUGACGUGUCCCUUGAUGUUAUUAUCCUAUGCAAUAGUCAUGGCACUGCAAAGAAACCAAGGGAAAGAACAACUAAGCAAUGAAGUGACAAUAAAAGGCAAUGGAGUAUUAUGUGUAUUGAAAUUGCCACAGUGUUAACUUCAGAGGAAUGAAAAAUCAUACAUGCCAAAGGAAUUCUUACAAGUCAGUAACUGUGAACACACUACAACAACUAACCCAGUCCCAGAAGUACACUAACAUCAAGCAUUUAAUACAAAGGGUAUUCCAUCUUGUUCAUUUCUGUCAACUCCGACUGACACCUACAUAAUGUGUUGCCAUUUUUGUGCAAAAAGGAGAGAAAUGACUAUAACACUGGGUGUGAUAGCAUCUGGAACAGUAUUGGUCAGCAUUACAAAACUGAGUUAUAGACAGUUAUCUUACUCAACUAUUGUUUCCUUAUUUUUGAUUAUGUAAUCUAUUAAAAAUGGAUUAACUGA